CAGAAGAAGUCCAUUUUCAAAGGUUUUCAGCGGCUUCCGAUUUUUCGUUAGGGUUUUCUACUAGAAGAUGAGUUCAAGCGGAGGCAAAGGAACCGCCGGCUCCGGCAGAGGCAAGCCGAAGGCUUCGAAGUCUGUGUCCCGAUCAUCGAAGGCCGGCCUCCAGUUCCCCGUCGGUAGGGUUGCCCGAUUCCUCAAAUCUGGAAAGUAUGCCGAGCGAGUCGGCGCCGGCGCUCCGGUUUAUCUCUGCGCCGUUCUGGAGUAUCUCGCCGCCGAGGUUUUGGAAUUGGCUGGGAAUGCGGCAAGGGACAACAAGAAGACUCGGAUUGUCCCGAGGCACAUUCAGUUGGCAGUGAGGAACGAUGAAGAACUGAGCAAGCUUCUGGGGAACGUGACGAUUGCCAAUGGAGGUGUGUUGCCAAACAUCCAUCAGACUCUGUUGCCUAAGAAGACUGGUGGCAAGGGAGAAAUCGGAUCUUUGUCUCAGGAGUUUUAGGGUUUCUCCCGAUCUAUAUUUAUGUAAAAUAGAGAUUAUCUUCUUUUCCAGCUCUGCUGUUUCAUCUUCUUCGCCUGUUUCUGCAACUACAAGCCAGUGGAAUUUGCUGUUUUGGUUACCCAUGCUAUGAAUCCAUUGAUGCUAUGUGAAAUUGAGAUAAAAUCUUAUAGUAUCUUCUGCAGAGUGUCGAUUUGCGCAUGAAUUGAU
This is a messenger RNA of Cuscuta campestris, 700 nucleotides long. The record is from the annotation of a GenBank genome assembly. Lineage: Eukaryota; Viridiplantae; Streptophyta; Magnoliopsida; Solanales; Convolvulaceae.